GAGAACAAGCCGAAGACGUUCACUGAAGCCUUGUUCCUCACCGUUCCUGGCGUCACGGGGGCCGUGCUUACAGGUAUGUUGGCCCUGAUUGCUUUUACCAGCCGUCAGAGCUUUCGCAGCAAGCACUUUGAAUGCUUCUGGAACCUGCACAACGUGGCGAUCUUCACAUGGCCGAUUAUUCUGUUCUUCCACGGCUCGCAAGGUUGGGUUGGGGUCGGCAUUCCGCUGGUCGUCAUCGUCUCGGCCCUCCCUAUCACGACCUAUGCCAUCGGCCGCAUCGCACGGCUCCUCCGCUACUACCUCUUUGUUGGGAAGGCCGUACGGAUCCUUCGCGCCACGGUGAGGUUGGGGAGGAAGGGCGAUGUCAACGGCUCUUUGACUCAGCUGGAGGUGACGCCACCUCCGUACUUGUGGAGUUUCCAUGCUGGCAUGUACGCAUUCAUCUGUAUGCCGGACUAUGCGCCGCUACAGUGGCAUCCCUUCACGAUUACGUCUGGUAAGGAUGAUGCAACCGUGAACUUUCUGGUGGCAGGUGUGGGCGACUGGAGCAAUGAAGUGGCACGGCGCUGCCUGAAGGGUGAGUUGCCUCGCUUGGCUUUGGAUGGGCCUUUCGUUUCCCCUACACAGUCAGCCAUGGACAAGGAGGUCCUUGUUGCUAUCGGCGCUGGGGUCGGCGUCACGCCGUUCCUCUCCUUGCUCUCCACCUUUUUGGUGCAGCUUUCAGGAACCGAUGCAUCCUCGCUACUCGAGGCCCAUUUCUACUGGGUCACGCGGGAUCCGAGUGAGUUCAUCUUCGGCGCGCCUUUGCUACGGAACUGGCUCUCCCACCGUCCCUUGCACGCCAAGAUUGUGGUGCACCUGUACACCACGGCCAGAUGCCCUGAGAAGGACCUGCCGAGCUUCCUUUUCAAGGAACGCCUCAAGCGACAGGGUGCAGUCGAUCGCCAAUACUUCAAGGCCGUCUUCCCGGAGUGGCAGCGACAGAAUCUGCAGGCUCCGGGUCCUCAAUUUCCUUGGUGCUGGGCAGAGGGUGGCCAGGAGGAGCUUUUGUGGGUGCCCUGCCCAUCCCGGGGUGAUUUCACGGAGAAGUUCUGGCUUGUCAGCAGUUCGUCCCCAGGUUCGGAGCUGUAUACCUCUCAGCAGAGUGACGCCGAGAAAGCUUCGGAGAAGAUCAUGAUGCCGGUGAACAUCGGCAG
This is a messenger RNA of Symbiodinium necroappetens, 1196 nucleotides long. The record is from the annotation of a GenBank genome assembly. Lineage: Eukaryota; Dinophyceae; Suessiales; Symbiodiniaceae.